This is a messenger RNA of Erythranthe guttata (spotted monkey flower), 916 nucleotides long. Lineage: Eukaryota; Viridiplantae; Streptophyta; Magnoliopsida; Lamiales; Phrymaceae. The record is from RefSeq and is a predicted model, not a curated record.
AUGGGUAGAGAAAUUCAACAGUGUCUUGCUUCCAUUACAGAUGAGCAACGAAAGGUUUAUGAUGUAGUCAUGGAUGCAGUAACCAAUGACAGUGGUGUAAUGUUCUUUCUAUAUGGCCAUGGUGGAACGGGAAAGACGUUUCUAUGGAAAACUCUUUCGGCUGCAGUUCGUUCGAAUGGAGAGAUUGUAAUUAACGUUGCAUCGAGUGGUAUAGCAUCGUUAUUGCUCCCCGAUGGAAGAACAGCUCAUUCUCGAUUCGGACUACCCAUAAAUGUACAUGAGAGUUCCACCUGCAGCAUAUCGCAACAAAGUCCACAGGCAGAGUUGCUCAUAAGGGAUGACAAACCCUUUGGUGGUAAGGUGGUUGUUCUUGGAGAUGAUUUUAGGCAGAUUUUACCAGUUGUGCUCAAAGCAUCAAGGCAGGACAUAGUACAUGCUACGAUAAACUCCUCUGCGCUGUGGAAUUUCUGUCGUGUCAUGAAGUUGACUAAGAACAUGAGAUUGCAGUCAUACAAUGAUGGUGAAGCUUCGAUAGAGAUUCCAGAUGACAUGUUGAUUGGUGAUUCAGAAGAUCCAUUCAGAGACCUACUCGAAUUCGUUUACCCGGAUUUGUUGAGUAACAUGUACGAUCGAGAUUAUUUUCAAAGGAGGGCAAUUCUUGCACCAACUAAUGAAUGCGUCGAGUCUUUGAACGAUCACUUAAUGUCUCUCCUUCCAGGAGAGGAAAAGGUGUACAUGAGCUCAGAUAGUAUGUGUAGGGACGAGCACACAACGGAGGAUAAUGCAGAAAUUUAUUCGACUGAAUUCCUCAACACAAUAAGAUGCUCCGGAGUUCUUUCUCAUGUGUUGAGGAUCAAGGUUGGUGCACCCGUUAUGCUAAUAAGAAACAUCGAUCAAGCUAGAGGAUUGUGCAACG